Molecule: messenger RNA, 2166 nt
Organism: Microbotryum saponariae
Lineage: Eukaryota; Fungi; Basidiomycota; Microbotryomycetes; Microbotryales; Microbotryaceae
Source: the annotation of a GenBank genome assembly
AUGACGAUCGGCGGCGACGACUUGCACUAUGAGCCGUUGCUUGCGUCGCCCGUCUUUGAUGCGCCGCCGACUUCGGUUCAUCGUGGACCAUUGCACCCUGGAGCAUGCUGGGAAGGAGUUCAGAAGUCCGGUCGUAACGUCUACAAGGUCAAGGUCGACAUUUCGACGUGAGUCUAUGCGCCGAGCUGGUCACCAAGCCCCGUCCGAGGCGCCGGCCAUCACGCCGUCUCGCUUCGAGUCAACUCUGACGGAGGAGGGCUGCGCCAAUUCGGCGGCGAUACUGACACCACUGCACGAUUUUUGUUUCUGUUCUGGGCAGUGUCGAUUUGAACGAGGGGAAGCUGUCGGGGAUGCUGCAAAUCCGUCACCUCACGCCUGAGCUGGAAAGUCUCGUCACCUUCUUCGAGUGGGUUCACCUCUUCCCCCCCACCGCCCAAUCUGAUGUCGGAGAAGCUGACCGUCGACCUCGACACUACGCUGCAGGGGAGAAAUCAUCGGUGACGGUACUGGAUUUUUGACCAGCAGAUGGGGAGCUACAGAGUGAGUGGUGAGACCGGGCCGGGAAGGUGCCCGUCCCCGUGAGUGCUGUAUUGCUGCAGACACUGAUGACGGUGCCCCACUUGCGCGACCAUAGAGCCGACGAUAUGAAGGUGAGGCGCGGGACAUCCUACUUAUCCUAUUGUCACCAACCUAAUGACCAAAAAUGAAGAACUGAUGAGUAUUUCGUAAUCAUUCCUUUGCAGCACUGGUCUCGAUUUCCAGCUUUCAGCAAAACCCUGCGGUCCACGCUCGUCAAGCCAAAUCUCACUUUCAAGGUACGAACCAAUGCGUUUCGCAGAGGACUCAUCAAUAUACUCACUCUUCGAUUGUGCAGCACUCGAAUCGGCCUUUUUUAUUCAUGCGCUGGAAGGAGCAGUUCGUCGUUCCCUCGUCUCAUGCGCAGAAUAUUCAUGGCGCAAGCUUCGCUGGGUGAGUUUCUCAAAUCAUACCAGGCAAAGUGAAGGUCGAUUUGAGCGUCUCGGGUUUCAAUUCAACACGCUGAUGCAUUAACGAUGCCUACAGCUUCUACUACCUGUGCCUCGACUUUGACAUGCCCGCCGAUGGAGCCCACGUCUGCCCGGAUUCGGUACGCACCUCAUCACCGCCACUCCGAGGCGCGGCUCGCAUUCGAUCGAUGUCGUCCGAGAUAUCCCGGGCAGCUCUCGGCUCCGUUGGAUCGCCGAUGCUUGUGAACUCGACCGAUCACGAAACGGUCUUUGAGGAUGAGUCCGCCGAUGGCUUGAGGCCGCCACGCCCGCAAGAAGCUCGAGCGCCGCUGUCCCGACCCGCUCAGCCACGACGUGCGAGCAACAGUGGGUUCUCUUACGCGUCCGCUGUUCGAGGUUCAUUGUCUUCGUCGCAACCUUCCGGAACGUCGACUGAUCCCGGCCGAUCGUCGUCGUUAAGCUCGGACGUUGCGAUGCCCAAAGAAGUCGAAUCGACGUCCGAAGCAGGUGUCAUCUCGGCCUCCCACGGUAGCUCAAACUUGGGGGCCACGGGUAACAUCUCGAGGUUCAAUGGCCCUUCUGAUUCUGUUCCUCUUCUCCUGUCGAAUGUGCCCUUGCCGACAAGCAUCCCGACGCCGAUCGGCACGACCGCUGACGAUUUCCCUCCACCCUCGUCGCCUCCGCUCGGAAGCCACGUGUCCUUCGGGUCCCUUCCGACGGCUCGCCACAAUAGCAUGAACUCCUCUUUCAUGUCGUCGUCUCCGCCAGCUGGCGGUGCUGCUUGGGGUGGUCGAGGUAUUCGAAACACGAUCGACGCGGCUGUUCUGGGAUCCGAAGCUGGAGAAGGGCACAGCACUCGUCAGAGAUCGCGCAGUUUCAACACGGCCCCGAAUAGGCCCCAUGUUCCGCACGAGAGAAGGUCGAGUAUAACCAACCAAAUGUCUGGGAGCGAGAAAGCGUCGACGAAUUGGGGCUACCAGAGCUGGAUGAAUUGCGAGAUCAAAGGGUUAGUGCGGGCGUGGAAAUCGAAUUCGGGCUUGGAGGACCUGACACUGAUUGAGCUGCCCUUUGGCCGAUCUGUAGAUUCUACUUUUUCCGUCACAGCGAGCCCUAUCAAGAGCUUUCACUACGAUACGUCCCCAAAGCGAGGGGCACGACUCAAGCUUUCGCGUUCCGUUGA